GGAAGUAAGGAACCGGUGUGAACUUUUGCACCUCGAUAUCUUUCCGUAUAGGAGGGGAUCCAGACUCCAUAGAGCCCUAGUUCCGCAGUUGCGAAUUCCUCUUCACAUCUUUUUGGAAAACGAAAAAACCAUCAAAAACUUUCAGACUGAAUGAUCCAACAAUCGACAGCGGAGAAAACAGAGAAGUAAAGAUUCCAAUGUCUGGACGAGAAGGUCGUGAAUCAGAUACCAAGCGGAGUUCCCAUCUCGAAAGAGAAUCAAGCUCCAAGAGAUCAAGGAGAGAUGGCAAGCCAGCAACAGAGAGAACGUCUUCUCAUAACUUGGAUGGUGAGGAACGUUUAGAUCAGGAUAAAAAGAGUCGCCGUGGGUUAAAGGAUGCUUUACCUCUUGAGACUACACUUGUGCCUGAUUCGAAGAUUGAACCUGAUAAUGUGAACAAAGAGUUGAGCAAGAGUGCUGAUGGAAAGGAUGGUGCCAAACAUUCUUCUGGGGCUACUGAGAUCCCUCGAUCUGGGUCAUUUUUUGAGCACGAUGAACGUGGUAGUGCGGCACAAGGUGGCCGAAGCUUUGGUCGCAGAGAUAGUACUGAUUAUGGACAUGUGAGCAACCAGAAGGAUAGGUCAAGUGAUAGGAAUGGAAGAGACAGGAGGACUGUACACAAUUCGACACAAAGAGGUGACAGGGCCCAAGGUCGGGGAGAUGAUAAAGUUUGGCGUCACGACGGAUACCUAGAAUUGGAGUCAGAUAAACCAACCCCCGCAAGGAAAAGGCCAGCAUUCCGGGAGAAGAAAAUGGAACCAGAACCCAGCAAUGCUGUUGGUAGAACAGCAACUACAGAGUCUGCUAGGGCUGAUCGACGACCUCCAUCUGGAAAUUCAAGAAGGGAUGAAAGAGGAGACCGCUCUUACCGUGAAUUGGACAGAUCUGAGAGACCAUUCACUUUAGACCGAGCUGUACCACAUAAUAGGACUGGGUUUCCUUCUAGAGAGCGAGAAAGGUAUGGUGGCAGCAGAGGUGGAUAUAGGGGAAGAGAUGGAUUUAAUGAAAGGCACGAGGAAAGGAAUGAGUAUCGUAGUCGGCCGACCAGUUUUAGAUCAGAGAAGUGGAAGCAUGAUCUGUAUGACGAGGCUAACAAAAGUCCAGCUCAGAAGAAUGAGGAGGAUCAGAUUGCAAAGGUUGAAGCUCUCUUGGCUUCGUAACAAAUUAUAAUUUCAUUCUCUUCGAUGUUAUCUAACUUCAUGUUUUAGAUAUCUUGAAGACAAAGGUGAAAGCACACAAAGAAAAUUCAAAAAUCCGCAUGGAGUUUGGUGAAGUGAAAGAACAACCACAAUCCACAAAAGACAAUAUUAGAGAUAACACCAAUUAAGCCAAGCCGUAAAGACAUGCAUUAUAUCAUGGUAUAUCGAGCUCUAAAGGGUCCUCGUAUCCUUAAAGUAUUAUGUAAUUGUUGAAGUUGUAAUGUCUAAGAAGAAACUUCGAAAGCGAGCAAACAAUAUCGGCAUUUACAACCUUGAGGACAAGGUUGCUUAUAUGGGCGAUGGAAUGUUAUGUGCCUAUUAUGUGUGUGCUUGGAUAAGCAUUUGUAGUUAUCUUGUAGUUAUGGAAUUUGGUAAUUAUCUAAGCAGUUUCUUCUAGGAUGCUAUAUAUGUGUGUGAUGAUGAUGUAAUAAUAAAGUUAUGAAUUGAAUUAUGAAAGUUUGAGAGUUCUUCU
Molecule: messenger RNA, 1710 nt
Organism: Papaver somniferum (opium poppy)
Lineage: Eukaryota; Viridiplantae; Streptophyta; Magnoliopsida; Ranunculales; Papaveraceae
Product: protein CASC3-like
Exons: 5
Coding region: 198-1199 (333 amino acids)
Biological process (GO): mRNA processing
Cellular component (GO): exon-exon junction complex
Molecular function (GO): mRNA binding
Source: RefSeq, a predicted model, not a curated record